AACAGUCAAGGCCAAGAAGAACAGGGUGCCAUAAAUUCCAGAACAAGAAACUCCUACGUAGCAUGGGCAUGACGUCAACCUAUUCUCCUGAAGAGUUUGUCGGUCUGACCACCAUCGCAUCAUCACCGUGUGAAAAUAACAACCUGCCCCCACCUGCAGCAUUCCUUUCAUCGACAUCGUCGUCCUCGUCGUCGUCAUCGCAGCAGUGGAGCAUUAUGAUCACGCCCACAUCGAGCCCCACCAAAGAAAUGGAAGGUGUCGUCAAUGAACCACAGAAGGUUGAGGAGGUUAUCAACGACAAUGCCUGCUCGUAUUGCAGCGACGAUGACCACCCCGACGACGUCAACGACGAUGACAGUGAUGCAGAUACGAUGACAGAGCGAGGAGCGGAUAGAUUUGUUUUGGAUCCUUGCAACGAGCUUGAUUUAGAACAAAUUGAAAAGUACUGAAAUGGUGUAGAGAAAGGGAUAUUCAUAGUGUACUGAGAAUGAGAGAGAAAAGAGAACGAGAGAUAAAAAGAGGAAGAACAAAUAUCCAGAUUUGAACCUGGAAGCAGGAAACAGAUGGGUCGUCGUUUGUUCUUUCUGAUUGGCUGAUUCAAUGAAGCAAGGAGUAUGGACUCUGCAUGUGUGAGAAAAAUACUGACAGUAUUACGACUAACGCAAUUUGGGCGUAUCAUUAUUUUCUUCUCAUUUGUCAAAGAUAUAAAAAUGUCAGGAGCUUUUUUUUUCCUCGACGCAAUUGAGACCAAAUCGAAUGAUGUGAUGAUUAGAAGAUGAAAUGAAGAAAAAUUGACUUUCAAGAAAUUGCAUUUUUGUCAGGCCUACAGCUUUGUAGAACUAGCAUUGUAGUUCUUGAAUUGUGUGAAGAUUGGCAGUUCAAAAUUUAACGAACAUGACAGUCAUUUUUUUUUUACAAAAAUCUUUUGUUUCAUGUUCAUAGUAACAACAGGAAAAGAAAGUGCUUUAAUAUUUUUAGAAACUGUCUGUAUAAUUGACAACAAGUGAUGCGAUAUUUUGCUGAUUAUUGGUGUGCCUAUGCAAGUUUUAACUAAACAGUUUGAAAAGAAGAAAAAGAAAGAAACUUAGGAGAAUAGAUUUUCCUGAAGCAUGCAGAUGAAAUGAAAGGAAAAAUUAUGGUGCAUGCUUUGCAACGGUCAUAUGGUAUUCAUUCAAAUCUGGUAUUACUGACGGUUCUUUUUUUUUUUAACAUUGCUGAAUUAUAUUGUGAAAAAAAAGAUAUUACUUCAACCUGCAUCAUGCAGUUUGUAGCGCUUAAGUGAGAUAUAGGGAAAAGACAGGCUGUUAACCAAUCAAAGACGAUUUCUCAAAAUGACUGACGAUAUUUUAGAUAUUUGCAUUUCCAGGACUAGAAUUAAGAAUUAGGAAGUUAAAGAGUGAAACAUAUACAAGUUUUCAGAACUUAAGUUUUAAAAACUGAAAUUAUAUAUAAUUAGCCAGAAUGAUACAUCAAUUGGGUUGCAAGCAAAAUGCUUGCUUAAAUAGCAUAGCAAUAUACUAUAAGAUGUUAGUAAUUGAGUGAUUUACUGAAUCUAUUUAUUUCAUUAUCCGAUUUGAUAUACACAUUUAAUCCAAGCAGUUGUAGAAAGCAGCCACUGUCUAUCCCAUCAGGCUCAUGUUUUCCUCCGUAAACAUUCAAUUAAUUUGAUUUUAACUUGCAAAUAUGAGUUACACGCAAUGGGACUAUGACACUCAAUGAAUUUGAUUUAAUUUGCAAACAUAAGUUACUUGCUGUGGGACUAUGAGAGAGAAACCUUAUGAUUGGUACUGACUUUUGUCUAUCAUCUCUACCUCAGAAUUAGCUCUUUCACAAUAAAAAGAAAGGACUAUCUUUCAUUCAGACUGCUCUGAUACUGGGGCAGCUUUCGUGUGUAGGCUGUGUGAUUAGUCUCAGCGGGGCGUUUCACAAACACUUAAGUCCGACUUAAAGUCACGCUUCAUAAGUUCCCAGAAUGCAUCAUGCCAUCAGAGGUGUAAUCAUUGAUGCUGUCGUGUGUUGAAUAUCAUGUGCGCAUUGGCGCUUAAAGCAUGACUUUUAAGAUUUAAAGUCUUUGUGAAACACCCCACAGAAACGUCUGUUUUUUAUGUCUUUGUAGAUUCAUGUUUCUAGGGUCUGAUUCCAAAGACUAGAGUUUGUUCCUAUUUUUUUCCUUGAAAAGGGAAAGUCUCUGAUUCAUUAUUUGUGAAUGAAAUAUAUGUGUUAAAGCUGUAAUUCAAUAAAUGUAACUAUAAUAUUUUGAUUGAUGAUAUAAUUGAUGCAUUUCUCCUCGUAAUAAUUUGAUAACAUGUAAACAAGAGAGAUUGUGUACAGAUUAAUGCAAAAUAAGUUGAUGCAUGUCAAGGAGACAUAUUAAGUUGAUUUUUUGUUUCUAUUUGUAGCAAAUGCCAUUAAAAAAAACUAGUGCAACCAUUUUAUAAUAACUGUUACAAUAGGUGAAGUGUGUAGAUAGUCAUACCAAAUAGAUUAUAUAUUUGUUUUGUUUGUGAGUGCAAAGUCCUUUUUCUAUCCCUUCUUAGGAGCUGUAAUAUGCUUCCGUGAUAAAUAUUUUGUUUCCAAAUAAUGCUAUUGCUUUUUUUUAUCAUCCCUCGAGCAAGACACAUUUUGUGUCCAGCCAAUUUUGCAGUGUUACAGUACUAUUCUUCAUUAUUGUAUGUGUUAUAAUAGCUUCUUUUUGAGCUACGUUUGAAAUAUAGUGUGCAAAAAAAAGAGUUUUUGUUUGUUUUUGAAAACAUUUAAUAAGUAAUAACCGAUAGUGAGAGACAUGUAUUAUGUAUUGUGUGGAUGCAGGUUGCAAUUCAAGCCCAUUAUUUUGAUUAAUUUGUAACAUGUUUGGUGUACGAGAGUCGCUUAUUGAACGAUUGCUGAAGACGUUUCUGUACCAUCAUAUAUGUUUUGUUACCAUUUUUCAUUCUUAAAAAAAAGCACUGUUUGGGUAUAUAGUAUAUAAUUACACACAUAGACUAAUAACAAUCAACAAUCAUUUGUAAUAUACUUAUAUUGUGUGCUGUGUUUUGCACUAGUUUCUCUGAAUAAGAUGCAAUUUAAAUUUAACCUUGAGUAAAGUAGUCCUUAGUAGAUAAUUGUAAGAUGAAAAAAAGCACCAACAAAUAAGAUCAAUAUAAUGUUAUUGUGCAUAUUGCUAUAAAUGUCAUUAGUGAUAGCAGAUACACGGUGUGAUAGUCCAUUUACCAUAACAAUAGCUGACUUACAAUCACAUAUAAAAGAUUGUAGGCCUCAUCUUAUUAUUUUCUUUGUGUCAUCUUAGAGGCGUAAAGACAUUAACCUAAGUAAUUGUGUAACAUUCGCCCUUCUGUCUCUUCUUACCAAGUGAUGUUUUUUUGAAAUAUUUUGUAUUAAACCUGUCAGUCUGAGUGCAUUUUGUGUGAGCGUGUGUGUGUUUCUCUCUCUCUUUUAUUUUGAAUAAUGUUUGUUUGUUUUUUUGUGCCAGCCUGUCUUUGUUAGGUAACUUGCCAACUACCUAGUUUCCAGUAGAAGGGCAAAUCCACAUGGGAAACAAAAAAAAUAUGUAUAAUUGUUCAAAAAUCUAUUUCAUUUUGUUCUGAAUAUCUUCAACACAAUGGAAUGAUAGUAUUCAUAUAAGGGAAAGUCAACGCUGAUGUCAUUCUAAUUUGAUAAGGUCAGAGAAAUGAGAGACUUCAGGCUUUUGAAGUUUUAAUUUUGUGAUCAAUGACCAUUGUGAGCUUUUUUCCUUUUACACAGUAUCAAGAAUUUGUAUGAAUUGCCAUUUUUCACGUUGCUGUAUUCCAUGAUGAAUGAAUAGACUUUUUUUGCAUGCACCAUGAAAUAAUUCAAAACUUCCGGCAAAAAUGGCAAUUCAUGGUAUUUCCAAAGUAGCUCACAAGUGACACACACAAAAAAAACUAAACGUGACUCCUAUUUCUUUUGAUGGACUUAUAUUGAAAUUUCAUUUAUAUAUUACUCUUCUUUCUCUACUUAUAUUAUAGAGAUGUCUGGGUGGACUUUUCCUUCAAUCAACAUUGGUGGAAAGUAAAAAAAUUCUUCAGAAUGAUACAAUUCCUCUGCAAGUGUACGCUGACAUUUACUUUAGGAGCUGUCCUACCCAAAUGUUUUGGCCAGUGUGCACCGAUGUGUAUAUGGCAAGCCAUUUAAACAUUCUAUCCUAUUUUUUGAUUAAAAAUAGGAUGAUUAUGAUAUCAAUAGCUUGCCAAAGGUACGUUGGCAUACGCUGGAUGAAACAUGGAGGUGGGACAGUGCCUACUUUCAAUAUUUAGCUUCCAAUAUCUGGGUAUGGUACUGUUAAUUACUCAUCAAUGAAAAUCCAAAUUUGAGGCCUUUUGAUAUCAAUAAUAUCCAUGUGGAAUUGCCCGUUAUGGUUGCGUCUGUAGUAGAGCCUUAAUUCUUCAGGGUAUUUUGUGAACCAAAUCAAAUACUUAUUGUCUAUGUUAUCCUUUCUUUCUUGUCCAUAUGAAUGUGUGAUGUAGACGUUUUUCUCACUUCUUUUAAUAACUUUUAUAUAUUGAGCCAUACACAAUCUCUUUAUUUUUUCCAACAAAAAAAAGACCCUCAAUUUAAUUUUGAAUCUUUACAUUUUUAGCGUGACUAUGUAAAAUGUGCAAAUUACAAAUACAAUCUAUACCAAAUGGCUUUGUUUAACAGGAAAAAAAUCCUUUUGUUUUUACCUAUUUUUUCUUAUAUAUUGGUUUUUAUUGGGUUUCCCAUAUGCCAUCAGAGUAGCAUUGAUCUGAACCAAUACAGAAUUUAAAAUCAAUUUGUACAUUGUAGUUUAUAUCAAGACACCUUUACUCAAAGUUAUUGCUCUAUGCUCUGUUGAUAUGAUAUAUCAGUGAGUUUGAAUUAGCGGUAACAUAUGGAUGUACAAUAUAUAACUACAUGUAUAACAAAGGCAGUGGGAGAUUUGUAAAUGCUGUGUUAUCAUUUAAUAUCUAAUUUUAAAAUGAAAUAUGGUGUAAAUGUUUUGGAUAGAUAUUUUUGUACGACAACAAACUACAUAAUAUACACGAAGUGCAUGAAAAGUUAUAGACAUACCAUAGGCCUUCCCACCAGUAUAUGUUGAUAUAUAUAUAUAUGACACAGUUUAUUGAGCCACGUAUGUUAGUAUUCUCCAAUUUCUGAAAUUCAAUUGGAAGGAGUCUACAGUUAGCAUAUGACAUUUUGGCAUUUAAACAAUGUUCCUUCCUUGCAAAAUCCUCUUUUUGCUAUGAAUCUUUUUUUUUUUUUAAUGAGUUCAAUGACCUUUUCUCUCUUUUGGAAGUGUUAUCUUGCUUCAUGGCUCAUAAGUUCCAAGUCUAUCAUGAUUAGGACAUAUCGCAAAUCUUAGAUUUGGAAGGUUUUGGCUAGUUUAAAAACAUGCAUGAAUUAAAUACAAAUGCUUGUUCAAUUCAA
Messenger RNA from Lytechinus pictus (painted urchin), 5406 nucleotides. RefSeq lists its product as uncharacterized. NCBI's taxonomy places the organism in Eukaryota, Metazoa, Echinodermata, Echinoidea, Temnopleuroida, Toxopneustidae. The transcript is spliced from 2 exons. The coding region runs from base 63 to 449 and encodes 128 amino acids. The record is from RefSeq and is a predicted model, not a curated record.